This is a messenger RNA of Erythranthe guttata (spotted monkey flower), 3160 nucleotides long. RefSeq lists its product as uncharacterized. The record is from RefSeq and is a predicted model, not a curated record. Lineage: Eukaryota; Viridiplantae; Streptophyta; Magnoliopsida; Lamiales; Phrymaceae.
CUCUCUCUCUCUCUCUCUCUCUCUACACACACUCUCUCUCUCCUCCAUUGCGGAUCGAAAUUCAAAAUCCGUAUCCAGUACUUGUUAAGCAAGCAGCAUAGAUCUUUACCUACAAACACAAUUUAAGCUUUACGUUAGGGCUGCUUGCUGCUGUUUCUUACAAGUAAGAUUAGAGCUCUUUCAGAUGUAUGUAGAUGUUGACUAUGGGCACUACUACAUUACAGAUGGGUAUUACUUGAUUUAUCUGGUGUUUGCGUGAAUAAAUUCUGAAGUUUUGAGAGUAAGAAAUUAGAAUGGAGGUUGAAAAGCGAGCGGUAAAGGGAGGUUUUUUUCAGCUUUUCGAUUGGAAUGGUAAAUCUCGAAAGAAGCUCUUCUCAGGAAAAUCUGAAUUACCUGAGAGUUCAAACCAAGGGAAAGAAAAUUAUCGUGGUUCAGCCAUCGUUCGCCGUCAGCAGGGGCUUGAAAGAGAGUUCCCUCCAGAUGGCAGAGGCUACAGCGAUUAUCACUACGCUUCAUCGGCAAGUGGUGACUCAGAAUAUGGAACAAAAGCGCCAGGUGUCGUGGCGCGUCUUAUGGGACUCGAUUCAUUGCCGGUGCCUAGUAAUGCUAACGAACCUUGUUUAACGACCCCAUUUAUCGAGUCCAACUCAUUCAGAGAUUCUAGCUAUUUAAUGGCUGGUCCAGCAUUCCAAAAUGAACACGAUAUUGUAAUAUUUGAGAGCGUUCGGAAUAAAUUGGAUGGAUCGAGUAGGAACCCUUUGGAGCUGAGGCUGCAAAAAAUGCAGAGCCAACAUCUAGAGAGGUUUCAACGAGAGGCACUUCCUCCAAAAUCUGCUAAAUCGAUUUCUGUGACUCACCAUAGGCUCUUAUCUCCGAUUAAGAGUCCGGGAUUUGUUCCACCUAAAAACGCGGCUUAUAUAAUCGAAGCAGCAUCCAAAAUAAUGGAGCAGAGUCCACGGUCAACAAGUAAAGCCAACUUCCCGUCACUUGGGUCUCCUUCGGUUCCAUUUAGAGUUCGCGAUUUGAAGCAGAAGAUUGAGUCUGCUCAAAAGGGCAGAGAGCAGAAUUCGAAAAAUACGAAGAGACAACUUGAUAGUAGGGGUAAAGGCCGAUUAGCAGACAGUUAUCUGUAUCAGAGUUCUGAAGAAUCAAAAAGUAUUGGUUCUUCUCAAAGAAUAAAGAAUCGUGAGAAGUCGGGUUCUCUUGCAGUUCAGGCAAAGACCAACAUUCAGAGAAAAGACGGCUUCGCCUCAGUUGGUAAUAGAAGUUCUGAGAAGCAAAGAGAACUUAGUGAUGUUAAACAUGGAUUUGCGAGCAAGGAUUUGACGAAUACACAAAAGAAAGUUGAAAAGAAAAGUUCAUCAAGAAGGGCUUCUUCGGAAGUGCUCAGGCUGAAUAAUCAGAAGCAGAAUUGUGUAUCGGAGGGCUAUGAUGAAAAUCCGGGGCCUUCUUGUUCCAAGCUAAAGGAGAGAAAAGAGCCGAAUUUAUCCAAUAAUUACGUAAACGGGCGGACAAAUAGGACUGUAAAUAAGAUUGUCAUUGGUGACGUCGCAACAUCUAGGAGGACAAAUUUCGUUGCAGCAGAUCCUGGUAAAGAGGUUCCUCUAUCGAGACCAAAGACAAAUGCAAAGAAAAAACUGUCAAUCGACGGAAGUAUUACCCAUAAGGCAAUGAUGGUGAAAGACGAGAAAUCUGUAAAACGUAAUGUUGCAUUUGCAGGCGAUGCUGAAUCUGAAUGGGAUGGGAAUGACAAGAAAAGUAGUUUGGAUGUGGUGUCGUUCACAUUUACAUCUCCGAUAAAAAAGUCUGGGGCUAGUUCAAGUUCGUGCAAUACAAUCUUGGAAGCAAAUAGCUCGUCUUUUACCAACAGCGAUCCUUGUGUACAUGGAUCCGAAUUGAGAGAUUCAGGUUCAUACUCAUCAAGGUUUAAUGUAAUCGGUGGGGAUACAUUGAGUUUGCUUUUGGAACAAAAACUAAAAGAAUUGAGUUCCAAGAUUGAGUUGUCCCAGAAAGACGUGUCAGAAUCUGCUGCUUCUUGUUCUAGUUCUGCCAUUUCCAACUCAAUAUUGAAAACUAAAGAGGAAAUCAAGAAUGCCUCUAUUGACAAAAUUUUGCUCAAAGCUGAAAAAGAGAACAAGGAAGUAGAAUAUAUCGAAGAAGGGGAUGGUGAUGACAACAGCAACAUUGAGUAUCAGAGAUAUCUUCAUUUGCUUGGAUCCCUUUCAGCUUCUAAUCAGCCUUUGUCACGGACUAGUUCCGACUCCUUUGAUCUUGACAGAAACUCAUGCAAUGAAGGUCGAUUGCCAUAUUUAUCAGUUGAAUCAUAUGAAGGGAUCAAUUGGAGUACUAGGAAUGUAGAAGUAUCAGAUACUGCCUCCGUUGGGACUGUAUUAUCUGAAACAGUUACAUCUGGCAGCUUAUUAUAUUUAAUGGAUUCGAGAGAUUCUUCUUCUAACUGGGAAUUACUAUAUAUUAGAGACAUACUUAGCAGCGCAGAGUUAUUUUCCGAGGAAUUUGCUCUUGGACAAGCUCACAAGAUCAUAGCCCCUGAUUUAUUUGACGAGUUAGAAAAUCAAAGAAUGAAUUCGUACAAAGUCACGGAAGAAGAGCACCACGUGCUCGAGCGUAAGGUGUUGUUCGACGGUGUGUGUGAAUGCCUGGAACAAAGAUGUGGGGCCCUCCUUACGGGAAGUUGCAAAUCAUGGGAGAAGCAGAUGAGAGUGUUGGGCACAAGGCAAUUCUUGGCGGAUGAUUUGUAUAGAGAAGUGUCGAGCUGGAAGAACGUUGAGGAGUUGAUGAUGGACGAGCUUGUGGACAAGGAUAUGAGUUGCAAAAACGGGAAAUGGACGGAUUUCGAAACGGAGGCUUUUGAAGAAGGUGUGGAGAUUGAAGAAAGAAUACUAACUUGUCUAGUUGAUGAACUCAUUGAUGAUUUCUUCUUGUGAUUUUGCUUUGCCCUAUAUAUAUAUAUUUAUAUAUUUAUGUUUUAGGAGGUUCGUUUUUAAUUAUUUCUUAACUGGUGGUGGUUUUGUAUGAACAACAUGUAUUGUAAGCUACAAUUGAAGCAACAUGAAAAAAGUCGUUGAUUAAAUAUGCCAAAGAAUUUGAGGGCUCCAAUUUAAUGAUUUUCAUUGCAAUUUGAUGUUUCGGCUUGAUGCUC